AGCAUCCCUUCCAAGAGCCCGAGACCUUCUCCAGGGUUCCUCCUCCUCCUGUGUGUUUAUCUCUCGACGGGACCGCCGAAAGGCACCACAACCACCGCGGUUCACGUCGACUCUCUUAUGCGGUCUCCAAAACCAAGACGACGUUGCAUCUGUCCUACCAAGUGCCAUGGCUAGAAAGACGGACACCCCCUCCUCUUACUAUGGUGAGCCGCGCAAGUUUGACCCAAACUUCAGAGGGCCGGUUCAUAACAGGAGCUGCACUGAUGUGGUUUGCUGUGUUAUCUUCAUCGUUGUCAUCCUUGGCUACAUCGCUCUGGGCACUGUGGCCUGGAUCCAUGGCGACCCCAGGAAGGUCGUCUAUCCAACCGACAGCCACGGCCAGUUCUGUGGCCAACAGAACACCCCCAAUGCAAACAAAGCCAUAUUAUUCUACUUCAACCUGUUGAAAUGUGCCAAUCCUGCAGUUUUGAUUAACCUCCAGUGCCCUACAACCCAGCUCUGCGUCUCCAAGUGCCCUGACAGGUUUUCAACUCUACUGGAUGCAAGGAAUACCAAAACCUGGGAAUACUACAAGCAAUUCUGCAAGCCGGGCUUUGAGAUUGGCAGUAAGUCAGUUGCAGAAGUCAUACGCGAUGAAGACUGCCCAUCUAUGAUCGUGCCAAGCCGACCCUUCCUUCAGCGGUGCUUCCCUGAUUUCAUUACAAGAAAUGGAAUUUUAACUGUAGCCAAUCAGACCAUCUUCAAAGACGGUGACAAUAACAGGAGAAGUGUCAACGACCUCAAAGAUGCUGCCAAAGGUAUCUCCAGUCUGCUGAAUGCCAAAGAAGUUGGCAUGAAGAUCUUUGAGGAUUAUGCAAAUUCCUGGGACUGGAUCCUCGUUGGUCUGGUGAUAACCAUGGUGGUCAGUCUGGUCUUCAUCCUGCUGCUGCGCUACACUGCUGGUGUGCUCCUGUGGCUCAUCAUCGUUGGUGUCAUCACUGCGGUCGGCUUCGGUAUCUGGCACUGCUACUGGGAGUACAGCACUCUGAGCGGGAGGCCAGGUGCUAAUGUUACCAUCUCUGAUAUCGGCUUCCACACAGACUUCAGCAUUUAUCUUCAGCUCAGCCAAACGUGGCUCGUCUUCAUGAUCUCUCUUUCUGUGAUUGAGGCCAUCGUUGUGGUUAUGCUGAUAUUUCUGAGGACGAGGCUGCGCAUCGCCAUUGCUUUACUGAAAGAGGGAAGCAAGGCCAUCAGCUACAUCAUGUCCACUCUCUUCUACCCCAUCAUCACCUUUUUCCUUCUGGCCAUCUGCAUCGCCUACUGGGCCGUCACAGCAGUCUUCUUAGCAUCAUCGGGUAAUGCAGUGUACAAGGUCACACCUGCUGAUGAAAACUGCAAGUAUGCCAACCUCACAUGCAGUCCAAAGACCUUCAGUCAGUCCAACAUCACCAAAGCGUGCCCCGGGUCACAGUGCUUGUUUGCCUUCUACGGUGGGGAAAGUGUGUACCACCGCUACAUCCUGGUCCUCCACCUGUGUAACCUGUUUGUGUUCCUCUGGCUGGUCAACUUUACCAUCGCGCUGGGCCAGUGCACCCUGGCCGGGGCCUUCGCAUCCUAUUACUGGGCCCUGAAGAAGCCGAAGGACAUCCCUACAUGCCCCCUCUACUCCUCUUUUAGCCGAGCCAUACGUUACCACACAGGUUCUCUUGCCUUCGGUUCUCUGAUCCUCACUGUGGUGCAGAUGAUCCGAAUUGUUUUCGAGUACCUUGACCACAAACUGAAAGGUUCCCAAAACGCAUGUACUCGGUUCGUGAUUUGCUGCCUCAAAUGCUGCUUCUGGUGCCUGGAACAUUUCAUCAGGUUUAUAAACAGAAACGCAUACAUUAUGAUAGCAAUAUAUGGAAAGAACUUCUGCACCUCUUCCAAGGAUGCUUUCUUCCUCUUGAUGAGGAACGUUAUUCGGGUGGCUGUCCUGGACAAGGUGACAGACUUUCUGCUCUUCUUGGGGAAACUGCUUAUUUCAGGAAGUGUUGGUGUUCUUGCAUUUUUCUUCUUCACACGUAAAAUACCAAUCAUUCAACAGGAGGUGCCGUCCCUAAAUUACUCCUGGGUCCCCCUUCUGACGGUGAUAUUUGGAUCCUACAUGAUUGCACAUGGCUUUUUUAACGUCUACGCGAUGUGUGUGGACACGUUGUUCCUCUGCUUUUUGUGGGACCUGGAGGCGAACGACGGCUCUCCCGACCGGCCCUUCUACAUGAGCCAAACCUUGAAGCGUAUCCUCAACAAGAGAAACCUUCAGCCGGCCGGCAAGAAAAACUGAAAAGACCAAAGGUGGGGGAAGCAGAACAACUCAAGGUCAUUUACCAAAGCGUGGUACAAGCCCAUGUGGCAGUAAGCAUUUUGCCAAAUGUAAUUUAAGUGUACACGAGUUGCAAAUGUACACUAUAAUGGACAAACUUACUUUAAUAAUUAGAUUCACCCACAUACUAAUGAUUUAUGGACUUGAUAUAUGGUUGGUAUUCAUAGCUAAAUCAGUUUGUAUACAAAGUAUUUUUAUUGGAUGGUGUAAAAUGUCACGCCAAGUUCUUGUUAAUAUAUUUUUUCAUGUCAUAGUUAUAACAGAUAUAUAUAUUUAUAUGCAUACUUUUUUACAGCCGCAGUCAUAGUUCACUCGUUCCUAUUGGAAUGAGUGAUUUCUUUCUUUAUUGAGAUUGUGGUAAAUGUCAGCUGUUUUUUUUUUUUUUUUUUACAUGUAAUAUCUUGUAGUUGCCGGUUUUCACCACUUAGUGGCGCUAGUCAUUACCAGAAGUCAUAAGUGUGCUGUUGUUGAGGUGUGAAUGCAACUGCUGAUUGAACUAGUUUUUCCAUGAAAUGGUCAAACAUCAGCUCACCUCUGUAAUGUGUUACCACAUUUUGUGACCUCAUAUUGUCUCACACUGAGAAACAUAUUUGCGUCCGCUGUGUUCAUAUUUAACUGCCAAGGACAUAAUGGUACAGCAGUUCAAAGUGCUUCACUCUUCAAGUGCCUUUUUCUUAGAAAUUCCUCAUUGAGUGUCUAAUUGCAUCCUGCAGCUACAUAAUUUACAUUUGAAGAUGCUUUUAAUUUUUGACAUUUUUAUAGAACUUGUUAAGAGGAUAAUCUGUAGCCUGUGGUGGCUUUUCCAGAUGUUAGGGCUACGAAUGAAGGUGAAGUAGAAGGAAUGUUCUGUGUUUGGUGGUUUGGAAGCAAGUCACAUAACCAUAAAGUCACAAGUUUUAUUCUCAGCUACAGUUUGUGAAUCCAACCAGCAAAGAAAACACCCUUGACGUGUUACUCAUGCUUACCAUUACAUUGAGUGCUCUUAAAGUUAUACUCUCCCAAAAAUGUAUCUUUUCAGUAUCAAAGAGUCACCUCCUUUUUAAAGGUGGCGAAUUUUGAUAGAACUAAAAUUACGCUUAGAGCAUAAUCCACGUUUCUGCAGUCCCUUUGUAUGUUUGUACCAAUAAUACGGUUAAAUAUGAGGCUUCUUUACUCGGUCAGCUGUGAUGAAGGAAAGCAACAUCUGGCAAAAAAUAUACAACUGACUGCAUGAGCUAAAAACAAGCAUUUCAUUUAGCCAUUCAAACAAAUAAAUAAGGGUCUUCAAAGCAGAGACGUUUGUCUAAGCUGCAAUAGAGUUUGAGAUGUUUCUAUGAUCAUUUUCAUAUUUAUUACCCAGCAUAAACAACCUCUGUGCUCCCUUUGAAGGAAGAAGCUUCAGUCUUUGCUUCUGCCAAGAUAAAUCUUUGAAGAGUAUAACCUUAAUUCUGAAGAUUAUUGAACAAAUAACACCAACAUUUUCUCGUUGAAUUCAUAAACUUCAUUUUAAACAGUGUUAAAUUGUUUCAUCGCUAUGGCUCAUCGUGUUGAUCCAAAGUGGGGCUGGUCCUGGAAGGUAUUGUUGAGUUACUAAAGUAUUAGUCGUCCAGAACCUUUUCUGUUCCUUAGAUAAAAAAAAAUGUUUUCAUUAACCAUUUAACAUUGUUGCUUUCUAACGUUAAAGCACAUUUCUGGCUUCAGACAGAGCAUACAUGCAAACAACUGACGUCAGUGUGAAUGUUUGUAUUACUGGUGAGCCAGUAGUGUGGAAGAUGCGGCAUCUUUUGAUUUAUUGAUGCAAUCCUGUGGGUUAUCUUUUGUCCUUCAUUCAAAAUCUAGGAAACUGAUGAAAUAAUUGAGUGACACAGCUGCUGGCAGUUUCACAAACGGUGUCCUUGUGCUUCACAGACAUUAAACUUCUGGUGAUGUCUUCCUUUUACCUAAAUGGAUCCAUGCAUCACUUGAAAUGAUGUUCGCUUUUUAGAUCUGCGAGAUGUGACUCAUGCUUGUGAGUCUUUGUGUCGUGUUUGUCCAACCUGAGAACGAGCCCUCAUGGUGCCUCAGAGUGACAGCACUGCCAGGCGAACACACCUUCUGCCGCCGUUUGAGCUGAACACGCCGGGACACGUACAACGUAACCAUUCAGCAAAAACCAAAACAACUCUGGUUAUGUAUCUGAAAGGAGAGAAAUGAUGCAUGUAGCUCUCGCUGUGGCAUAUUACGAGUGGGUUUCACAUCUUAUUUACAUCUUUUUUUUAUACUGAAUAGCUACGCCAGUUAAAUUGUGUAUCUUUAUGUUCACGCUGCUCAGGUUUUAGUUUCAUUCCAAUGAGGGUGGAUACCUGAGAUCUGAUAAGUGAAGUAAAAACAGUUUUCAUAUUGCCUCCCCCCCCUCCUCUCUCGCAUGUCUGGAAAUUAGAUUCUUUUGGUCAACCACAGUCAACAAGUAGACACAAGUAAAUCUGCUCUCCUCGUUAGAAUGUGCGUCAGUUUUCUCACCGCAAACUCUUAAAAGUUAAGUUCUAAAGAUGCAGUGCUCAAACCUGUCGAUGCCCCAAUCCGUUUUAUUUAUUGAGGUUUAUUUGUGCAGAAAGCUGGCAGUAUAAAGGCCUCUGUUAUAUCUUUAUUUAUAUAUUAGAGUUUGAAUGUGUUUUUAACAGAAUCUAUUGCCUUUAAAUAGUAAAUGUUUUGUUACUUCUGUUUUUUAUCAAUAAAUAU
Messenger RNA from Anoplopoma fimbria (sablefish), 5035 nucleotides. It is a transcript of the gene slc44a5b, whose product is annotated as solute carrier family 44 member 5b. Bases 167 to 2299 code for a protein of 710 amino acids. The record is from RefSeq and is a predicted model, not a curated record. Gene Ontology annotation, biological process: transmembrane transport. NCBI's taxonomy places the organism in Eukaryota, Metazoa, Chordata, Actinopteri, Perciformes, Anoplopomatidae. The transcript has 22 exons. Gene Ontology annotation, cellular component: membrane. Gene Ontology annotation, molecular function: transmembrane transporter activity.